This is a messenger RNA of Oryctolagus cuniculus (rabbit), 8644 nucleotides long. It is a transcript of the gene LRIG2, whose product is annotated as leucine rich repeats and immunoglobulin like domains 2. NCBI's taxonomy places the organism in Eukaryota, Metazoa, Chordata, Mammalia, Lagomorpha, Leporidae. Gene Ontology annotation, molecular function: protein binding. The record is from RefSeq and is a predicted model, not a curated record.
CCAGGAGGGGUGGGGGCGGGGGGGGGGGGGCGAAAAAUGGCGCCGGCGCCCCUCGGCGGCCUGGAGGAGCAGCUCCUGGGGUGUCGGUCCGCACCACUCUGGCGGCUCCUAUUCCUCGUCCAGGCCGUUCUGCCCGCCGCUGGCGCUGGCCUCUGUCCCGCACACUGCUCUUGCCGCAUUCCUGUGCUGGAUUGCAGCCGCAGGAAACUGCCCGCGCCGGCCUGGAGGGCGCUGUCCGGCUCGCUGCCCCCCGACACGGCCAGCCUGGAUUUGAGUCAUAAUCGAUUGUCUAACUGGAACAUCAGCUUGGAAUCACAAACAUUACAGGAAGUGAAAAUGAAUUACAAUGAAUUAACAGAAAUACCAUAUUUUGGAGAGCCAUCAUCUAAUAUUACUCUGCUUUCAUUAGUCCAUAAUCUAAUUCCAGAAAUAAAUGCAGAGGCAUUCCAGUUUUACCCUGCUCUUGAAAGUUUGGACCUCAGCUCAAAUGUAAUAUCAGAAAUCAAGACAUCCUCAUUUCCUCGAAUGCAACUUAAAUACCUAAAUUUGAGUAAUAACAGGAUAAGCACCCUGGAAGCUGGUUGCUUUGAUAAUUUAUCAAGUUCUUUAUUAGUGGUAAAGUUAAACCGGAACCGGAUUAGCAUGAUUCCACCUAAGAUCUUCAAGCUGCCCCACCUCCAAUUCUUGGAACUUAAAAGGAACAGGAUUAAAAUUGUGGAAGGUCUUACAUUCCAAGGGCUUGACUCCUUAAGAUCUUUGAAAAUGCAGCGGAAUGGAAUUAGUAAACUUAAGGAUGGAGCAUUUUUCGGCCUGAAUAACAUGGAAGAACUAGAACUGGAACACAAUAACCUUACUUGGGUGCAUAAGGGGUGGUUGUAUGGCUUGCGAAUGCUACAGCAACUCUAUGUGAGCCAGAAUGCCAUUGAAAGAAUCAGCCCUGAUGCAUGGGAGUUCUGCCAAAGACUCUCCGAACUUGAUUUGUCUUAUAACCAGCUGACCCGCCUGGAUGAGUCUGCCUUUGUGGGUCUGAGUUUACUGGAGAGAUUGAAUUUAGGGGACAACAGAGUCACUCAUAUUGCUGAUGGUGUAUUUAGGUUUCUUUCCAAUCUUCAGACACUAGACUUAAGAAACAAUGAGAUUUCAUGGGCCAUAGAAGAUGCUAGUGAAGCCUUUGCUGGACUCACAAGUCUCACUAAAUUAAUCUUACAAGGAAACCAGAUUAAAUCAAUUACAAAGAAAGCAUUCAUUGGUCUUGAAUCUCUUGAGCAUCUGGAUUUGAACAACAAUGCUGUAAUGUCUAUUCAAGAAAAUGCUUUUUCUCAGACUCACUUGAAAGAACUGAUUCUGAACACAAGCAGUUUGCUCUGUGAUUGCCAUUUGAAGUGGUUCCUUAAAUGGCUGGUUGAUAACAACUUCCAUCAUUCUGUGAAUGUAAGCUGUGCGCACCCUGAGUGGCUGGCCGGGCAAAGCAUCCUGAAUGUGGACAUGAAAGAUUUUGUCUGUGAUGAUUUUCUGAAACCACAGAUAAAGACACACCCUGAAACCACAGUUGCUCUGAGAGGAAUGAACGUGACUCUGACAUGCACUGCCAUGAGUAGCAGUGACUCACCCAUGUCUACCGUGUGGCGCAAAGACAGUGAAAUCCUGUACGACGUGGAUAUUGAAAAUUUUGUUCGCUAUUGGCAGCAAGCUGGGGCAGCUCUGGAAUACACUAGCAUCUUACAUCUCAUCAAUGUGAAUUUCACAGAUGAAGGAAAAUAUCAGUGUAUUGUCACUAAUCAUUUUGGUUCCAAUUACUCUCAGAAAGCCAAACUGACUGUGAAUGAGAUGCCAUCUUUUCUGAAAACUCCAAUGGAUCUAACCAUUCGCACUGGUGCCAUGGCCAGGUUGGAGUGUGCUGCAGAGGGACACCCUGCACCUCAGAUCUCCUGGCAGAAGGAUGGUGGUACUGACUUUCCUGCAGCUCGAGAAAGACGUAUGCAUGUCAUGCCUGAAGACGAUGUCUUCUUCAUUGCCAAUGUGAAAAUAGAAGAUAUGGGGGUCUAUAGCUGCAUGGCCCAAAAUAUAGCAGGAGGCCUCUCAGCAAAUGCUUCCCUAACAGUUUUAGAGACACCCUCCUUUAUUAGACCCCUGGAGGACAAGACAAUAACCCGAGGUGAAACAGCUGUAUUACAGUGCAUAGCUGGAGGCAGUCCUGCCCCUCGUCUUAAUUGGACCAAAGAUGAUGGACCACUGCUGGUGACAGAACGACACUUCUUCGCUGCAGCCAACCAGCUCCUCAUCAUAGUAGAUGCUGGGCUAGAAGAUGCUGGAAAAUACACCUGCAUUAUGUCUAACACCCUUGGAACAGAACGCGGCCACAUUUACCUGAAUGUCAUUUCAUCCCCCAAUUGUGACUCUUCUCAGGGUAGCGUUGGGCAUGAAGAUGAUGGCUGGACCACGGUUGGCAUUGUCAUCAUUGUUGUGGUCUGCUGUGUUGUGGGUACUUCUUUGAUCUGGGUCAUUGUUAUUUACCACAUGAGAAGGAAGAGUGAAGACUAUAGUAUCACCAACACAGAGGAGCUCAAUUUGCCCGCAGACAUUCCCAGCUACUUGUCUUCCCAAGGAACCCUGUCUGAGCCACAGGAAGGCUACAGCAACUCGGAGGCAGGCAGUCAUCAGCAACUUAUGCCUCCCGCCAAUGGAUAUAUCCACAAAGGCUCUGAUGUAGGUGGCACUGGUCCCCGAGUGAUGUGCUCAGAUUGUUGUGAGAGUGCCAACGUCUACUCCAGGACCCGAGAGUACUGUCCAUACACCUACGUUGCUGAGGAGGAUGUUCUAGAUCAGACACUGUCCAGCCUUGUGGGCCAGGUACCCAAAGAGGCAUAUUUGACACAUCCUCCCCAAGAUGCCGCAGUCCUGGAGAGCCUGAUAGCAUCGGUAGACAGAGAGCUGUCUGCCUUUCCCACCAAUCAUGAGAGGAUGAACGAGAAGAGACUGCCCUCCUCACAGAUGAACAGUGAAGCCCUGCAGCAUCCUCUGUGGAACGUGAACAGAGACCUGGGCCUGCCUCACCCUCCCUUCUCCCAGCAACCAGGCUUUGACUCUCCACAGCUCCAUCAAAAGGAAGGCCUGGCUGAGAGCGAGCCGGACUGCUCUUCCUCCCCCGUGUCCUGCCACAGGUUACACGACCACGCUGUCAGUUCCAGGAGGACUCGGGACAUUCAAAACUGUACUGAAGGCACAUGAAACUCACUCCAAGGCGAAGUGUGGGCCGAGACUGAGAGUGGUUCAUUUUGUAUUUACUACCUCAGCGUUCAGAAGAAACCCCAAAGUCAGCAUUUGUUCUACUCUUGGUUUAUGAUUACACCUGACCGCACCAGGGUGGGCCAGGCAUUUGUUUGGGCUUAUGCCUGCUGAAGAAAGGGUAACAGCUGACAGAAAUGGGAGCGAACAGUCAGAGACACGCAGCACCGGCAGAGCAGGAUAAGGGCGAGUGUGCUUCCUGCUGGCUGCACGGGCACGUGCCCGGGUGUGUGUUGCCCAUCAGGAGGUCUCAUUGCUGCUUCAUGUUCCAGAUCCUUCCCAUCUUCAGAAUGAUCCUGAGAAAGCGACACUACUUUGAUGUUCUGCUUUGCCUUCCGGAAGUAAUUGGGGGCCUCCCAGAAGUGUGCCUGGGAGUCUUUGGGGAUUUGCAGCAGCCUGUGGAGAUUAGGGCUUUGAUAUUCAAAGUCUUGGAUAGAAUUUGGGCGCUUGACCAGCUGGUACCAGGUCAAAGGUUUUGUAUUGUGAAUUUAUUUUUGUCCCUAUUGCCCAGGGAUUUCAUUGUAAAUAUAUGUGUAUUGAUAAAUAAUUUUUUAUUCAUUGAUCAUAUGUGUUGGUUGCAGUGUAAAUAUUUUUAUAUGCCAAAAUUAUAUAUAAUAUCCAGUUAUAAUAUUGACAGUAGCUUGUCAGAUCAUGGUCAGAUUUUUUAUAACUUGGCUUAAUGAGAUCUAAAAACUGUGUGUGAAGAUCUCAGGACAUAAUUGUUUAGAAGCGUGUUUAGAGGCAGGAUACCUAGUGGCUGUGUGCACACAAACACAGUCUUGCUGUAAUUAACCGCGUUCUUCCUGCCUAGAGAUGCAGUGUGUGAUCGUUUGCCAUCUGUUUGUGAGUGCCAGGUGUUGCUCCCCUUCUGGCAUGAAAGGCUCGCCCUUCGAGGUGGCAGUGCGUCACAGCUGUGUGCGGAGAGGGGUGCUUGUUGUGGGAGUGUCGUCUGCCGGCAGGCUGCUUCCUUGACGGGGAAACCGAAGACUGCUGCUUUUCUGUGCUGUUUAAUCUCUGUGCCGUUGCGCACGGUAUACUUUCAGAAGGGAAGCAUGCUCUUGGGAGAACAGGCAGAAAUUCCUAUGCUGUCAAACAGUGGUGUGGUCCUCCUUCUGUAAGUGUAAUAAGCCAAAAAGUUUUCUUGGAUUUCUGAUAUCAAAGAGCUUUAUAUAAACAAAGAACACUCUCAUGGAAUGUAAUGAAAUUCUUCUUUCUUUGUGCUUAUACAGGCUGUCCAAUUCUUUCCUCUAAAUCUAAUCUUAGUUAACUUACUAGAUGGCUCUAAUCACUUAAAAAUGUAUGUAAGUCAUUGUGUUCUGAACUCAUAGAACUGCUCAGCUUUUUGUCAAAGUGCAGCUGAAUUUCCUCCUUGUUUUUCCCCUAAGUGUGUCUAACAUGGCAGCAGCACUUUGGAAAGUACUGCAGUGCCUUGCCUUUUCCUCUGUAUGCUGUCAGCCUCUGUUUAUUUUCACUUGGAACCACGUAAAUAUCACAAUUUUCCCAUCCCUUCCAUACGCACUCCCUCCUCUUGUAGGAUUAUAGUGUAGUUUGUCCUGGGCUCACUCGGAGCUAAGAGACUGCUCCUUACCAGCAGUGUAAUCGGAGGUCGAGUCCGUUUGCUUUGCUAGGCUCUGUCUUCUCAUUUGUGAAAUGAGGGCAUUUACUAGACGCUCUGAAGCCCUCUCCAGCUGUCACAUUCUGUGAACCUAAUUCCCUCCCGGAACCAAAGAGGAUUAUGUGACGUUAAUAAAAAGCUGCUCUCAUGAAAUGUUCGUUAGAGUAGAACAAGAGUGAUGCUGCUUACUCUGACUUGAGCCAGAUUUAUCUCCUUUGUAGCAGGAGUAAUGGUCUAAGAAAUAUCCAUGAGGAGAAAAAAAACCUUCUUAACAGUACCAGUAAAGCUGAACCCCUGAUCAGGCCUGCAGCCUGUGCUGUGGUGCCCCGGGCAUCAGGAUCCGCUGCGGCGGUGCCCGUUUGUACCUUUCUGUUGUAUUCAAGCUGUCCCUGUAAGGUUGCACGUGCAGUCAAGUUCUGACAGGCUUUCUUGAGUAAAACGGUGGAUCUGAGGCUCGGCUGCCAGGGAGAGCCAGGAGCGUGAGCUGUCGCAGGCGAGAGGGCAGAAGAGGGGCCGUGAGCCUGUGCUCUGGGCAUUAGCCCCUCCCCCUGACUGUUACGCCAACUCAAGUAGUUGAGAUGUCCCCCCAGAUAUGCCUACUUUGCCUGAAUAACUAGUCUGGGAUCUGGUUAAAUGUGAAGUAGCUGUGGUCUUUUUUAAAAAUUAAGAAAUUCUAAUCCUAGGAAAAGGAAUUCCUGCAGUUUUUCAUGACAGCCCGUGUUUUAACCAAACAGUGCUUUACCCUGAAGAUCAACAGGAUUAGUGACUCAUCCGUGUUUCUUCCUGACGGUGCAUGUCUCCUAGUGCUAACUCCGUGGGCUGUGGCAAAGCAAGGCUGAAAUGCAGAGAGGACCCACCCCCACCCCACCCAGUUUGUAGUCCAGUGGCUUUUUUUUUUUUUUUUUUUUUUUUAAGAUUUAUUUAUUUGUUUGAGAGGCAGAAGCAGAGAGGUCUUCUAUCUGCUGGUUCACUCCCCAAAUGGCCACAACAACAGCCAGAGCUGGGCCAAUCUGAAGCCAGGAGCCAGGAGCUUCCUCCAGAUCUCCCACAAGGGUGCAGGGGACUUGGCCCAUCUUCUGUUGCUUUCCCAGGCACAUUAACAGGGAGCUGGAUCAGAAGUGGAACCACUGGUCUUUGAACCAGUGCCCACAUGGGAUGCCGGCACUGCAGGCAGCAGCUUUACCUGCUACACCAUAGCGCUGGCCCCCAGUGUUAUCUUUGUGCCCCUCUUAGGCUGGUCCUCCCAGUUUACCUGGAAGAAGCAGCAGUAUUUUGCUUCAACUCCAAGGUUGUUGCCAGCAUAGGAUCUAACCCUCUGCCAUUGAUUUUCUGUCCUGGUGGCUUCUCAAGUACUUUUUGCUUUCCAGAAUACAGAUUGUCAGAAACCUAGCCUAAUGUACAAGUGCCCCUACAGCACCGCCUCAGACUGCCCUAAGUGUGGGUGCUUCUGUCAGAAAGUGGGCAUGUUUAAAACAGCUGCCUUCACAUUGCCCACUGCAGGGCUGUAAAAGGAGCACUCAGCUGCAAGUUGUUUAGGCCCCGUUUUUCAUUUUCCGUUGCAGAAGGACUUAAAGGGUUCAUGUGGAACGAGGAGUUUAUUCCAGAGGACAGGAGUCACAUGACAUGCAGGGGCUGUAGUGUUCUCGCUGGUAACCCUCUAUCAGCUAACACAUUUAUGGAACAGUUGGAAUAAUCAGCCUUUCAGGAAAGAUAGGUAAUCAUCUGUGAGUAGUGUUGAAGAAAUCCUUGCACUGAAAUGGAAUACGGGCAAGGGGACUGUUAAGGAAACCCCAGAAGCAACCCGAUAGUCUUAAGAACUUUGUCUUGCAAAAUCCUCUGUGCUGGGUUUAGAACACUUCAGAAAUUUUUAAAAACUGAAUAUUGGGGCUUUGAUUAACCUGAUUCAUGCCUGAAAUCAUGAAAUUCAGAACUUAUUUUUUUAAAAGAUUUAUUUAUUUAUUUAAAAGGCAGAGUGACAGGGAGAAAGAGACAGAGACAGACGUCUUCUAUCCACUCAUUCACUCCCCAGAUGGCCAAGGCUGGGCCAGGCUGAAACCAGCCAGAACUCCAACCUGGUCUCCUACGAUAAAUUCUACAUAUUGUACCCAUUUUCCUGAUGUGAAAAUGGAGGCUUAGACAUACAUGUCAAGGGAUUUCUCAAGGUUUCAAGAUUCAAAUCCUUAUCAUUGACUACAAAGUACAUGCUCUUUUUUUUUCUCUCUCCUUUUUAAAGCUUUAUUUAUUUGAAAGGCAGAGUUACAGAGAGAGAGAAAAGGAGAGAGAGCUUCUGUCCGCUGGUUCACACCCCGAAUGGCUGCAAUGGCUGGGGCUGGGCCAGCCUGGAACCAGCAGCUUGGAACUCCAUCUGGGUCUCCCACUGAGUGACAGCGGUCCAGGCAUUUGGGCCAUCUUUUGCUGUUUUCUCAGGUACAUUAGCAGGGAGCUAGAGUGGAAGUGGAGCAGCUGGGACUUGAACUGGUGUCCAUAUGAGAUGCCGGCAUCACAGGCAGUGGCUUAACCCACUGUGCCACUAUGCUGGCCUCCAGAACAUAUUCUUCUGAGGAAGUCUAUAUAUAGUAACACAAUUGGCAUUACUGUAAUAAAAUAAUUAAAACCUGUAGCUUGUCACUACUCUCCUCUUACUCUUUGGUUGACUUUGUUUCUUACCUGUGGGGCCACAGUUGAAAUGGGCUUGGGAUUUGUGAUCAGCUUAUAUCCAGUAUUUUACCCAAGUGUGUUAACAGCCUUUUCUAAUAGUGUCAUUAGCCACAGAAAUGCUGGUGUUCUAUGUGCCGCCCUCCAUUUCUCACUUGUUAAGGAAUGCACAUUAUGGAGGUAAUUGUGGAAACAGUUGGACUUUAGAAGGUGAAGUGUUUUGUUUGUUUUUUUCUCCAGCCUGCAAGUGACUUCCAUUUUUCUGUUCCAUGAUCUGUUUCCCAGAUCAGUGAGGCAGAUUUUCCCCCCUACUUCCUCUACCCUAAACUUUUUUUUUUUGUUUGGAGGACAAUCUAGGAUCAGUUAGCCUUGAUUUUCUUUCUAUUUGGACAUCUUCCUGCUUCGUUGACAAAAGUUAAAUUUCACAAUUAAGAGAGAUAUUACAAGCUGCUUUAAACCAAACAACACCUGAAAAUCCAAGAACCAUCUGGAGGUUUUGUGGAUUAUAAGGUACAGGUGUGUGUGUGUGUGUGUGUGUUUCAGGAGUUAAGAUGUGUGUGGGUGUGUGUAUGUGUUUCAGGAGUUAAGAUUGUGUGUGUGUGUGUGUUUGUGUGUCUGUGUGUCUGUCAGGAGUUAAGAUGUGACCUUCCCUCAAGGUUGUGUGUUGAGUGUUUCUGAGCAGGGCUGGUAAUCUUCAAGGGGCGGGGCGGGGCGGGGCGGGGCAGGGCUGGGCGGGGCCAGGGCGAAGCAGCUUACCUGAAGCUGUUUUCAGCUGAGCAGAGCCAAGUGCUCUCUUCCCAGCUGUUGCUGUCCUCCAGGAGAAACUGACUGGGGGGUCAAGUGCUCCUGACCUGCACUGUGCAAAGGUGGAUUCCCCUUCGCCUGCCCAGCCCCGGCUUCCCCUCUGUCAGCAGCAGAGCAGCUCUGCUAUCAGACAGACAGAAGCACAGGCCAAGCUGUUCAUUGUGACCCUCCCCUGGUCUCUAGUUACGUUCCUCACACGUAAGAAUGUAUAUUUUACAGAGCAUGCGUUUGUCUACUUGUUUGUCCACUGUGAUAUGUCUUCAAUAAAGCUAAAAUCCGUUAGGA